Molecule: messenger RNA, 414 nt
Organism: Brassica napus (rape)
Lineage: Eukaryota; Viridiplantae; Streptophyta; Magnoliopsida; Brassicales; Brassicaceae
Product: glycine-rich cell wall structural protein 1.0-like
Exons: 1
Coding region: 40-318 (92 amino acids)
Source: RefSeq, a predicted model, not a curated record
CUUUAAAAAUUUCAUAGACAUCUACCUAAGAAUUAAAGAAUGGGAGGAAAAGGCGGUAGCGGUGGUGGUGGGAAAGGUGGUGGCGGUGGUGGUGGUGGUGGAGGGAAAGGUGGUGGUGGUGGCGGCGGCGGUAGUGGAGGAGGUAGGAGCGGUGGUGGUGGCGGUGGGGGAGGAGGGAAAAGUGGUGGCGGUAGUGGCGGAGGCUACAUGGUGGCUCCGGGGAGCAAUGGUUCUUCUUACAUUUCAAGAGAUAACUUUGAGAGUGAUCCUAAAGGUUACUUUGAUAAUCUGCAUGGCAGUGGACAGGGUAGCAAGUGACUUUGGUCUCUUUAUUUCACUAUUUAUGCAUUGAAGAUGGUUAUUAUUACCGAAUAAAUUAUCUAAUGAUCAAAUAAAAUAAGAGCUUCUAAUUCA